This is a messenger RNA of Puccinia triticina, 1086 nucleotides long. RefSeq lists its product as uncharacterized. The coding region runs from base 1 to 1086 and encodes 361 amino acids. The record is from RefSeq and is a predicted model, not a curated record. Lineage: Eukaryota; Fungi; Basidiomycota; Pucciniomycetes; Pucciniales; Pucciniaceae. The transcript has 4 exons.
AUGUCGGUCGGGUUCUGCGGCCAAAUUUUCAACUACGGACUGCGGGCGAACGCUGCGAAGUUCGAUCAGUCUUCCUCACCACAGCUUCUCCCACAAAUCUUGCCUUCGAGUCGGACCGGCGUGCACGCUGCUACACUUUUCGAACUUUCUCCAAGCAACAUGGCACGUUCCGUUUCGCCAUUCGCCUCUCAGAAGAAAGGAAAACGAAAAUCAAACCCCACACUCGAUUCUUCCUCCGGAGCUGAAGCCGAUGUCCCUCCGCAUGCGUCGAACGAACAAGACGAAAAUCUCAACAAUCCAGCUGGAGAGCCCUUGGACGAAGGUCCCCAUGUUCAAAACAGCCCCCCAGAUCAGGGGUCAUCCACUGAUGGAACCGCGAAGGACCUUGCGCCCGAAUCAGACUCUGACGAGGCCCCAGAGGUUAUAAGUACUGGAGCUGGCAAGCGGCAAAUCAAACAGAGAGAAGAUGAAAUUGACAAGUUUGCUAAAGCGACAGCACGAGCAAGACGUCAAGCUAACCGUGCUCGAGACGAAAAACUUAAAAAGAAUUCCAAAGCGCGUAAAACGAAAAUCAAGACGGUUGAUCCUGAAGUGGAUUCAGACGAGCCGUCCUCGUCGGACGAAGCGAAAGAAGAAGCCCCAGCAUCAACCAAACCUGUCACUGCUCCAAUUCCCACCAACACCAAGAAAUACUUAGACCCGUCACUCUUUUCUUCCGCAUCUCACAUCCUGGAAAAGUCAAAGCAAGAAUCCCUGGCCCGCGCAUCAGAAAAAUCAAAACUAUUAAACACCCGUCGAAAGAAACAAAAGAAGCUUCAAAAUCAAGACUGGAAAGACCUCGGAAACAACACGACGGUCGUGCAUCUUUCGCAAACAGACCAUCUUAAUCCUGCUCCUCGACCGGCGGCAGCUGCCAAUUUCGUUCGGAAUAGACUGUACCCCAAAUCCAGUCGCGCGGGAGUGAAACUGCCCAAAGCUACUCUUGCAGCUAAAGCCGAGAUGGGCUCCCGGAAGUCGGGCAUCGAAACUACGCACUCCCGCCGGUCUCUUCAGCCAGCCCUUGUUUUCAGCCGCCCGCAAGACUAA